CCUCGAGUCCGACACGUAAUCAAAUCGCUAAAAAAUAUUUGAUACUUUCAAAAUAUACAGUACAAAAAAUGACUCAAAUAAAAAUGGUCGUCCUGCUAACCUGUCUCUCAUCAAAUUUAGUGUAUUCCUUCCGACUUGAAAAUGAAAACCAUCCCUCCAGAACUCCAACCCUAGAAAAUGCGGAACAACCACAAUCUCAUUUUCCGGAGGGAUCAGUACCAAACGUCGCGCAUCCAAAUGCCAAAGAUUCAUUUGGAACGAAUCGGAAGUCCAGGCAGAUGCCAUUCAUCAUCUACGGGGGAUGCUCAGCAAACAGUGGUUUUGGAUAUGGCGCGCGAUCCUCCCCGAACGCUGGAGAUAUUCCAGAACAUCUUCGCUGGUGUUAUCAAAGAUUUGGGAAUGAUUGUUUGAAAAUUCUGCGAAUGUGUCAGCUUGAUAGUUACUGCCGAAGCCGAGAAUGCGCUCAGGGUGAUACGGACUGUGCCAUUCAUGUCCUACAACUAUAUUCUGGUUAUACAUCGGAACGACUGUUUGGCCCCUAUCAGUUCUACCCCUUUCGUUAGGGUUAGCAUUUUAUAAUUAUGAUUUAAUCGUUUAAUUAAGUAUGAGACUUUUUUGCAUGCAAAGCUUAUUGCGAAAGAAAGACCAAACCAUAGACGCGCCAUAGAAAAGUGAUACAAAAAGCUAAACUGUCUAAUUUUCUAAUUGUCUAAAUUGUCUAAUUGUCUAAUUGUCUAAAUCUGAUUGUCUAAUUUUAAUGGACAAACCAUAAGGUUGUCGGGAUCUAUUAUGAUGCGGACAUUAUUUAAAAAAAAUAGGAGUAAGAAUUAUAUCUAUGUAGGUAAUUUAAUUGCUAUGUCUUCAUUUAAAAAUAAAUUUAAAAACAACUGGAUGUAAAAUUUUUAUUUUGUAAAGUAUUUAUGUGGAUAGCUCUAAAGUAACUCUGAAGAUAACCCUAAAGUAGAUACCUCUUUCUGACGGAAUAUAUAAGUACGGGUGACCAACAUUGUCGUUCGUAACAGUGUCGUUUCGUUUCAUAACAUAACUAAUAAAGUAAUAUAAAGCUUAAAAAAAUAAAUCGUACGUACGUGAACAGAA
Molecule: messenger RNA, 1098 nt
Organism: Folsomia candida
Lineage: Eukaryota; Metazoa; Arthropoda; Collembola; Entomobryomorpha; Isotomidae
Exons: 4
Coding region: 69-563 (164 amino acids)
Source: RefSeq, a predicted model, not a curated record